GAGGACUUGAGCGUAAAACCAAAAAGAAAACAUUAGAUUGCGUCUGAGGAGGGGAGGCAGGAGAUUCGGGAUUCCUUGUUUAGCACGGGAAAGGGGAAAAAGCAGAAGAUUGUAAAAUGCAAACUCGGAGGCUGUAGGAAGUGUAGGGUAUACGGGAACCAUUCAUACCCCAAUAUGUUUGAUUAAAUUCUUGAGGUGAGGUGAAAGAGCUGUAGGGAAACCGAAAUAUCGAAUUGUUACAGAGAUGGCGAAUGCGCUGGAUCAUCGAGCGAGAAGAUCGAGAUGGCAAGGAACCUCCAUGGGAUCCAUUACUCUCGACCUCAAACCUGGAUUGGCCCUCGGCCCUUUCACACUCGGUAUUCCAAUUUGUGAAGCCUUUGCUUAUAUUGAACAAAAUCCAAGCAUUUAUGAUGUGGUGCAUGUGAAGUACCAUGAUGAGGAGCCUUUGAUGUUGGACCUUGUUGUCAGUUUUCCUGAUCAUGGAUUUCAUCUUCGAUUUGAGUCUUCUUCACAGCGGUUGCGUCUUAUUGAAGUAUUUGACGUGCAGAGACUGCAAAUGCGCUAUGCAAAUUCUUUCAUCGGGGGACCUAAUACACUAGCUACAUUUGUAGCUGUUUAUGCUGUCUGUGGACCAACUUUUCCGGGAAGUUAUGAUGUAGACAGGGGAAUGUAUACUCUUUUCUACCCAGGCUUGUCAUUUGCAUUUCCAAUUCCUCCUUUGUAUAAGGACUAUUUGUUGGACCGGAAAGCGGAACUGCCUUUAGAGUUUCCAGAUGGAACAACUCCAGUAACCUCCCGUGUAUGCAUAUAUGAUAAAUCUAGUGGAAGUAACAUUGGUGUGGGUGUUGGAGCUUUAUUAAAAAAAGCUGUACCACCUCCAUUGCCUGUGGGAUCUUUAUAUAUGGAGGUGGUUCAUGCCAAGCUAGAUAAAGAAAUUUGGUUCACUGUUGGGGGGCAGCAUAUUCCUUUUGGAGCUUCACCACAGGAUGUUUGGUCUGAGUUGGGCAUUCCUUGUGGGAUUCAUCAAAAACAGGUAGACCAAAUGAUGAUUCACUCUGCUUUGGAUGCUCGUCCAAAGACAACAAUGUGCAGAGACUAUUUUUACAAUUAUUUUACUCGUGGGUUAGAUAUAUUAUUUGAUGGGCAGACACAUAAAAUCAAGAAAUUUGUGUUGCAUACAAAUUUUCCGGGACAUGCUGAUUUUAACUCAUACAUCAAAUGCAAUUUUAUGAUCCAGUGCCCACCUUCAUUUACUGAACAGGAAGAGGCAAACACCCACGAGCAUUGCAUUACAUCAAAUACAAAGUGGAGUCAGGUUCAGGAACUUCUAGGAGAUGCUGGACGAGCUGCCAUUCAGACUCAAGGUUCAACAAUUAAUCCUUUUGGAUCGACCUUUGUCUAUGGGUAUCGAAAUAUAGCAUUUGAGGUAAUGAGGAAUGGGCACAUAGCUACUGUAACUCUAUUUCAAUCAUGAUUGAAUGUAAGGCGUGUUACAGCAUAUCUGCUUUCUGUUGCUAAGUGAUUGAUGGACACUGGAUUGUUGUUCAGAUCUAUCGUCUUGAUUCUACUGAUUUGGUGAACAUGGUUGAAUCUGGAUACCUCUUUAUACAGUGUAUUCUAAUGCUAUUGAUGCUGUAUAUGAUGUGAAGGAUUAGGAAUAUGACUGAAUACUGUUGAUGUGAAAUAUAAUGUACGGGGUGUUGUGUGGAUAUAAUUUAUGUACAGUAAUUAAUCUUUUAUGCAACACUUCUGUGGCAUAUUAUAUAGAUGAGAUGUAUACAUCAUUAGUAUGGGGUAUGCCAAGCUUGCUGCCCUCUAAAAUCAAAUCACUCUGUUCGAUAAUAAAGAGGUGGUUUGUGUUGCGUGCUUCUCUACUGUAUAUAAGGAUUUCAAAAUGGCCUGUAUAAGAUUGUAACAGCUUUUUAGGCUCUAGGCAUCUGGAAUUGCUUGCCUCAGAUGACCAAAAAGGAUACCUGAUUUCUUUCAUCAUUCCUGCAGUUAUGCAAAUAACUGAAAAAUAGAUGUAUUCAUGCAAAUUGGAUGUUCCAUAAUAGAAUUCAACAACUGCUGUCUUCAUCA
Cryptomeria japonica (Japanese cedar) is the source of this 2079-nucleotide messenger RNA. RefSeq names its product PHAF1 protein At3g51130. Bases 245 to 1474 code for a protein of 409 amino acids. The transcript is spliced from 15 exons. The record is from RefSeq and is a predicted model, not a curated record. NCBI's taxonomy places the organism in Eukaryota, Viridiplantae, Streptophyta, Pinopsida, Cupressales, Cupressaceae.